Molecule: messenger RNA, 606 nt
Organism: Mollisia scopiformis
Lineage: Eukaryota; Fungi; Ascomycota; Leotiomycetes; Helotiales; Mollisiaceae
Product: putative magnesium-dependent phosphatase P8B7.31
Exons: 1
Coding region: 1-606 (201 amino acids)
Molecular function (GO): acid phosphatase activity
Source: RefSeq, a predicted model, not a curated record
AUGGGGCAAGGGGCUGCACCCGCAGAAUCGACACUCGCGCCUCCAGAAACUUUCACAGAUGGCGCUCUUCCCAAGAUGAUAGUCUUUGAUCUAGAUUAUACACUGUGGCCCUUCUGGGUCGAUACACACGUUACUCCUCCUCUCAAAGCCUCUGCCGCUCACGACUCUGCGAAAGACCGAUAUGGCGAAAACUUUGCCUUCUACUCCGACGUCCCCUCGAUUCUUUACAAUCUCCGUGAACGAGGCAUCAAAGUCGGUGCUGCAUCUCGAACAUCAGCUCCUGACCUCGGUCGAGAAAUGCUGCGACUAUUGCAUAUACAAGAGGGCUCGGAAGGCAAGAAGAGGAAAGCGAUCGAAUACUUUGACCACCUGGAAAUAUAUCCUGGCUCGAAGAUUACGCACUUCACAAAGUUACAGAGAGCGACGGGCUUUAGAUAUGAGGAAAUGCUUUUCUUUGAUGACGAAGCUCGAAACAGGAAUGUGGAGAGUUUGGGAGUUACCAUGUACCUGGUCAGGGAUGGAGUUACAAGGCAAGAGAUCGAUAAUGGAAUCAGACAAUGGAGAAAGAGGCAUGGGCACGAUAGUGGAAGAUCUGCCAGUGAUUGA